Molecule: messenger RNA, 2253 nt
Organism: Panicum virgatum (switchgrass)
Lineage: Eukaryota; Viridiplantae; Streptophyta; Magnoliopsida; Poales; Poaceae
Product: pentatricopeptide repeat-containing protein At1g09900-like
Exons: 1
Coding region: 25-1977 (650 amino acids)
Molecular function (GO): protein binding
Source: RefSeq, a predicted model, not a curated record
UGAAUCGCCAUUCGCCCUUCGCCGAUGCUCACCUCGUCGCUCCCGCCGCCCACCAUCCCGGGCUCCACCAAGCCCGCCGCGGCGCCCAAGCCCCCCAAGCUCAGGCCCGCCGCACUCUCCGCCUCCGCCCCCGCCCCCGCCCCCGCCCCCGCCGCGGCGCCCGCCGACGCGGCCGGGGCCGGCGGCCGCCUCUCGGCGCUCAUCCGCUCGCUCUGCGCCGCGGGCCGCACCGCGGAGGCCGCGCGGGCGCUGUCCGCGGCGGGGCCCGGCGCGGGCAUCGUCGCCUACAACGCCAUGGUGGCGGGCUACUGCCGCGCGGGCCAGCUGCCCGCCGCGCGCCGCCUCGCCGCCGCGGUGCCCGUCCCGCCCAACGCCUACACCUACUUCCCCGUCGUGCGGGCGCUCUGCGCGCGGGGCCGCAUCGCCGACGCGCUCGCGGUGCUCGACGAGAUGCCCCGCCGCGGCUGCGCGCCCAUCCCGCCCAUGCACCACGUCAUCCUCGAGGCCGCCUGCAGGGGCGGCGGCUUCCGGAGCGCCGUCCGGGUCCUCGGGGCGCUCCACGACAGGGGCUGCGAGCUCGACGCCGGCAACUUCAACCUCGUCCUCAACGCCAUCUGCGACCAGGGGUCCGUGGACGAGGCCGUCCGGCUCCUCCGGGACCUGCCGUCCUUCGGGUGCCAGCCCGACGUGGUGAGUUACAACGCGGUGCUCAAGGGCCUGUGCAUGGCCAAGCGGUGGGGCGACGUGGAGGACCUCAUGGAGGAGAUGGUGAGGGUCGACUGCCCGCCCAACAUCGUCACCUUCAACACCCUGAUUGGGUACUUGUGCCGGAACGGGCUGUUCGAGCGCGUGCACGAGGUGCUCGCGCAAAUGGCGGAGCACAGGUGCACGCCGGACAUCAGGAUGUACGCGACCAUCAUCGAUGGGAUCUGCAAGGAGGGGCACCUCGAGGUUGCGCAUGAGAUUUUGAGCAGGAUGCCGUCAUAUGGGCUGAAGCCCAAUGUCGUUUGCUACAACACCGUGCUCAAGGGCUUGUGCGGUGCCGAGCAGUGGGAGGAAGCUGAGGAGUUGCUGGCUGAGAUGUUUGACAAGGAUUGCCCGCUUGAUGAUGUCACGUUCAACAUACUUAUUGAUUUCUUCUGCCAGAAUGAGCUGGUCGACAGGGUGAUCGAACUUCUGGAGCAGAUGUUGGAGCAUGGAUGUAUGCCAGACGUCAUCACAUACACUACAGUGAUCAAUGGCUUCUGCAAAGAAGGGCUUAUCGACGAAGCUGUCAUGUUGUUGAAAAGUAUGGCAGCCUGCGGGUGCAAGCCGAAUACCAUAAGCUAUACUAUUGUGCUCAAGGGUUUGUGCAGCGCGGAACGAUGGGUGGAUGCAGAGGAGCUGAUGUCUCAAAUGAUUCAGCAAGGUUGUGCUCCAAAUCCUGUUACGUUCAAUACGCUCAUCAAUUUCUUGUGUAAAAAGGGGAUGGUUGAGCAGGCCAUAGAACUUCUUAAGCAGAUGCUAGUGAAUGGAUGCAGUCCUGACCUGAUUAGUUACAGCACAGUGAUUGAUGGGCUCGGCAAGGCUGGCAAGACGAAUGAAGCAUUGGAGCUGUUAAAUGUGAUGGUCAAAAAAGGGAUGAGUCCAAACACAAUUAUUUAUUCAUCAAUAGCUUCUGCUCUCUCCAGAGAAGGCAGAAUCAGCAAGGUUAUUCAGAUGCUUGACAGCAUCCAAGAUGCCACAAUAAGGUCCGAUGCAGUGCUCUACAAUGCAGUUAUUUCGUCGCUCUGCAAAAGAGGGGAAACAGAUCGUGCUAUUGAGUUUUUGGCUUAUAUGGUGUCCAGUGGAUGCAUGCCCAACGAAUCAACCUACACUAUACUUAUUCGGGGCUUAGCAAGUGAGGGAUUUGUGAAGGAGGCACAGGAGAUGCUGAGUGAGUUGUGCUCCAAAGGUGCUCUAAGAAAGCACUUGAUGAAGCAUUUCGGCAUUGUAUAAAGCAUAAACAAUUAGUUAUUACAGCCAAAUGCUGGUGUUGUUAGGAAAUCAGUUUCUUGUUAGCCUGAAGGUGGUAUUUGCUCCUCGACUUGAACUUCAGAUUUUAGAGGUUGGGUAUGAUAUUUAUGCCAUUCAAAUGCAGUUCGUGAUGGGUGGCCACAUAAGGUCAGGCUGAAAGACUGUCUCCAUGAUUCCUAAUUAGUAGCAGUUUGCGAAGCCAUUCAAACUAUUUGGUUCCCUAGUAGAAGAUUUAAUCUGACAUCAAAUUUGAAGGGA